AUGCUAAAGGAAUUAAAGGGAAAGGAUGAGGAAGUUGCCGAUUUGCAAGUCCAGUUGCUGGACUUUAAAAAAGUUGUGUACGAUUCGGGAGAGAAAUUACUUAAUAAGUUGGAGAAAAGUUCCUGUGAAAAUAAUUUGACUGAAAAAGAAAUUUAUGAUUUAAAUUUACGAUUAUAUUUUUCGCAACAACAUCAACAAACGCAGUCGCAACAACAAUCGCAACAACAAUCACAACAACAAUCGCAACAACAAUCGCAAUCACCUACAUUUAGCAGCUUAUCAGAAUACUUCAAAUUUCACAAUCGUAGUCGUUUCCAAUCUCAUAGUCGUAGUCGUUCCCAAUCUCGUAGUUGUAGUCGUUCCCAAUCUCGUAGUCGUAGUUGUUCCCAAUCUCGUAGUCAUCAUUCUUAUCCUCAUUCUCACCAACAACAUAUCUCUUCAUCCCAUUCUAGUUCUCCUAUCCUAUUUGAUUCUAAUGAUCAAUUUACCACUCUCUCAUCCAAAGAUUCAUCACCACAAAAUAGAGAAAGAUCAUUAACAAAAAGAACACUUACAAAUCAAUCUUCGAUAUUGCAAAAUCAACCUUCCUCUUCAAUUACUCCGGCUCUAAAUAGCGGUGGCGUUGAAAACCAAGAAAUUCAAGAAUUAAGAAAUGUAAUCUUAAAUCUCACACAACGCUUAAAUAACCUAACCGAAAAAAACGCUAGUCAUGAAGAACCUUUAGUUAAUCGUCCCAAUAGAAGCUUAUCACCUAUUCUUAUUAGAGAACAGAAACGUGAGCUGCCACUCAUGUCAACAUAUGAUAUAGAGAUAGUAAUAAUCAUAAAACAAUUGCAUAAAUCUCGCCGAGAGAUUUGGAAACUGCAAAAAGAUGGUAAAAUUCCUGAACAUACCAAAAGACAACACAUGAUAUCCAGUAGGGAUCAGAAGAUGUUCCAGCGCAAAAGAGGAUUGCAACAUAUGAUAUCGACACGAGACAAACUUUUGACUGAAUGCCAACCUCGUAACUUAAAAUGGGAAGAAUUCAUCAAAGAUUGUAUAAAGGCGACUAAUACUUCAGACAUACACUCGGACGAAUGGUCCACAGAAGAUGAGGAAUUAGCAAACAAAGAACGCAGUAAAAAUACAAGAUCAGGUCGAUUAAUUAACAAUAAUUCAAUUCAAAAAAUUCUACAUCGAUCGGAAGAAAUUGGUAUUAGCAUCGGAUUUGGUCUAAGUCGUCCACGUUACUGCUCAGAUGAAAAUUUUGACAAAAAAAGUAAACCAAAGGAGAACAUUCCCAGUUGGUGGAUUUCGUCAAGCUGGGUUAUACAAGAAUCCGACGAAGAUGGUGAUGAAGAGGAUAAUAGUAAUGACGAUAACAAUGAUGAUAACAAUGACGACAAUAACGACGAAGAUAAAAACAAUGCUAGUAAUGAUAAAAACGACAAUAACGUUAACGAUAAUAAUAACGAUAAGAAUAAUGAUGAUAAGAAAACCGAUAAUAAUGAUUAUAUUCUUAUCGAUGAUAGCGAUGAAAAGGAUGAUCCAUUUCGACUAGUGGUUCCAAAAGAAAUUAUUAGGGGAUCAACUACUAAAAAACGUUCUCUUUUAAAAAGUGAAAGAAAAUAG
Rhizophagus irregularis DAOM 181602=DAOM 197198 is the source of this 1611-nucleotide messenger RNA. The record is from RefSeq and is a predicted model, not a curated record. NCBI's taxonomy places the organism in Eukaryota, Fungi, Glomeromycota, Glomeromycetes, Glomerales, Glomeraceae.